Molecule: messenger RNA, 2542 nt
Organism: Dreissena polymorpha
Lineage: Eukaryota; Metazoa; Mollusca; Bivalvia; Myida; Dreissenidae
Exons: 3
Coding region: 135-1766 (543 amino acids)
Molecular function (GO): zinc ion binding
Source: RefSeq, a predicted model, not a curated record
UUAAUGUUAAACGAGUGCGCAUGCGUCAGUGGUGUUGUCCGGCUGAGAUAAGUUGUGUCAUUUUGAAUGCGCAUUUAAACAGUAGUUGAAUAUGGGAUUUAAUAAGUCUAGGUUUUAAUUGGUAAAUCAGCAACAUGGCUUUUACAUGUAUUGACAUGACAGGAUCUGAUCAUGUUGUAGAAUACAUGUGUUCUUCUUGCGAAGAAGAAGGUAUAUCUCAAGAAGCAGCAAGUUUCUGCAAGCUGUGCUCUAAGUUCUAUUGUUGCCAAUGUGUACUAAUCCAUGGAAAAUUGUUCAAAAAGCAUGAAACGUUUGGACGGGAAGAACUUAACAAAUGGCCUGUUUCGAAAGUAACCCAUGACGUUUUAGAAAAUUGCAGGGAACACAGAAAUGAAAACUUGAAAUUUUAUUGCGAGAACCACUGUGUGAUGUGUUGUAAUUCGUGCGUCGUGUUUAAUCAUAGGCAAUGCGCUUGUGUGGUGCCUAUCAAUGAAUCACAUGAAGAAGAAAUAACCGACGAUUUGCAACAACUUCAAGAAAGGUUUGACACUAUUCUUGAAAAACUGAAUCAGUUGCAGAGCAAUCAAGAAAGCACUAUCCUAGUUUUGCUUGAAUCAUACAAUGAAAGUUUGCAAGAAAUUAAAAAAACGAGACACACAAUUAAUUCCAUUUUAAAUAAACUUGAAAAGGAGACAGUAGAAAAACUGGACGGUAUACUGAAAAUUUUAAGUACACCUCUCAGAAAUGACGUUAAAAACGCCAAAAGACUCAGUUCAAACCUGAGAGACCUCGGAAAAGCAAUUCAAGAAAUGAUGACAAAGGGGAAAGAACUUUCAUUCACAGCUUUUAAGAAUUGUAUGGUCAGCAAACUUGCAUGUGAAAAGUAUAUAUACGAUCAUUCUAGGAUAAAGAAAAUUAAAAUUUCUUUUAAAACAAACACAUCGAUUGAGAGUUACUUAUCCCAACGACAGGACCUUGGCAUGAUUCUUCAUAGUAAUCAAGUUAAAGAAAACCAAGAAAUAUGUUUUGUAGGCGAGUCUAUGUACCAUGUGAGAAAAAACAAUGAUAAAAAGACUGAAAUCCGAGGAAUGUGUUUCCAUGAUGGAUUAGUAUUCAUGACUGAUUAUAACAACAAGAAUGUAAAGAUACUAGACAAUGACUACUCUGUGCUGAGUCAAAUUAAUCUGGAUUUUCAUCCAUUUGGUAUAUGCUAUUUUUCGCCUACUGGUCGAAUAGCCGUAUCUGGGAAAGGCCAAAUUCAGUGUAUGUAUACACUAAAAGGAAGAGAUCUAAUAACCUUUAACAAACUCAGCUUUCAAUUUUCACACGAUUGUUGUGGAAUGGCGAUAAGCAACGACGACAUGUACAUCACAUCUGGGUCAGCAUUGUACCACUACACUCGGGAUGGAAAACCAGUGAAGAACUUGUAUGAAGAUUCGGGAGUUUACAAUUGCGCAGUUAACCAAAGUGGCGACAAGAUAUUUGUAACGAACUCUUGGAACAAGCUACUCACGCUGUCCAGGGACGGUACUAUAUUAUCCAUCUUCACGGAUCGACUCUUACAAAGGCCGACCGCAGUACAUGUAACAGAAAAUGGACAAGUGCUGGUAUGUGGGGAAAACAAUAUCAUACAGGUGGACAGUGAAGGGAAGAAAAAGAUUACUGCUCUAGCAAUACCAAAUUUGGACAAUCCAUUGUCAAUGUGCAGCUUAGGGAAGUCCGUCAUUGUUGGAUCGAGUAACAUUCUUGUACUAAAAAUAGAGUAAUGUCAGUGUAUGCUAGUGACACAGUGAAUAUGAUUUUGUGCAUAUCACCUUUCCAAAAUACAAAUUAACUAAGCGAUUAUGUAAGUAAAGUGUUAAUUUUCAGACAAAUCAUACUUCGAUAUAAUGAAGAAAAAAAUGUAUUAUAUUAUAAUUAUGCCUUUAAGUUUCUCGGAUAACACUUUCCUGGUAAAUCGUCGCUGGUGGUACGGUCAUGAAUUUUGAAAUUGCACGCUCAUAAUAACCAGACAUGAAUCGGAUUGCAAAUAUGUAUUUCUUUUGUAUGGUGCGUUGUCUUUUUCUUUUUACGAAAAGUUGUUCUAAACUUCGUUUAUAACAUUCAUGUGAAUAAUGUUUUCACUUUGCUGUUCUUCCAUUCAUUUACGAUUGCAAAUUACAUUAUUGUGUUUGUUUGUUUUGUUAAUUUUUGACAUUUUUCAUUAACGUUCUAUGUAUAAUUCAAGAAAAUGUGUGUCAAUAAAGUUGUUCAUGAUGCUUUCCACUUUAAAGACCUUUUGUAAAGUACUGCAUGUUUAUCGGUGUUUUAAGUACAUCAGGUGUUUUUAAGUGCAUCACUUUUGUAACUAGAUCUGCAUCUUAAAACUCGUUUAAGUUGAAUUAAAUCAAUUUGGUAUUGACGUUGAGAGACGGAAACAUCUAUCAGGCUCGCGCAAUGUAGCUGCCAAAUUUUUUUAUGAAUAGGACAAUUCCUUUAAUCCCCACACCUCGUAUACUUUCUACAACACUUAGCAGGAAUAUUUCGUUUUGUAGGCGAUAUA